UGGCAGUCCUUUCAAUCUGCAUAUAGCCUCCUGCAGAUCUCAACAGCCACCAGCUUCUCCAUCUUCAUUCACUAUGGCAGCUUCUUCUUCUUCUUCUCCCAGAUCAGGCUUGCUUUAUUACGCCGGGUGUGAGGAGUACCCCCACCAGCCCCAUUUCUUGGAAGCUUGUUUUCUAUGCCAGAAACCACUUGGAAACAACGCAGACAUCUUCAUGUACAGAGGGAACACUCCAUUUUGUAGCAAAGAGUGCAGACAAGAGCAGAUGGAGUUUGAUGAAGCCAAAGAGAAGAGCUGGAAUAUGAGGUCUCUUAGACAAUCGGACUCCAACAAGUCUUCCAGCAACAAAACUGUACGGUCAGGCACAGUUGCAGUGGCUUAAUCACGUACAUAUUCUCAGAACCAUACUUCAAUUUUCAUGUAGAGAGAUGUUAAUGGUGAAGAGAGAGAUGAAUUUGAAUGAGGGGUUUAGUCUGAGUGUCUCAUCUGUAACGCAAGCGAGCGAGCUAUGGUGGGCAUCAGAUGAGAGAGGAGAUAAGAGAGAAGAGAGAAAGAGCCAUCUGAAAUUUUUUCAUUUUUCUUUCUUCUACUUAGGCUUCCUAUUAUGGGGUGUUUAUGUUUGUAAUUUUGGUUGUGUCAUCUCUCCUAAUGAAUAAUAAUGCUCUCAUAACUUGAAUAGCAAAAAAAAAAAAAAAUGUAAUAAUUUGGCCCUCUUUUAA
Molecule: messenger RNA, 716 nt
Organism: Vitis riparia (riverbank grape)
Lineage: Eukaryota; Viridiplantae; Streptophyta; Magnoliopsida; Vitales; Vitaceae
Product: FCS-Like Zinc finger 3
Exons: 2
Coding region: 74-379 (101 amino acids)
Source: RefSeq, a predicted model, not a curated record